Molecule: messenger RNA, 756 nt
Organism: Acaulospora colombiana
Lineage: Eukaryota; Fungi; Glomeromycota; Glomeromycetes; Diversisporales; Acaulosporaceae
Source: the annotation of a GenBank genome assembly
AUGACUUUAGGUCUCCCGGUCGGUGCAGUUAUGAAUUGUGCCGAUAACUCGGGAGCCAAAAAUUUAUACGUGAUAUCUGUUAAAGGUAUUCACGGUCGAUUAAACAGGUUGCCGGCGGCAGGCGUUGGUGAUAUGGUUAUGGCCACGGUCAAGAAAGGGAAACCGGAUCUAAGGAAAAAAGUCAUGCCUGCCGUUGUGAUCCGACAAAGGAAACCUUGGCGCAGAAGAGAUGGCGUUUUCCUCUAUUUCGAAGGUGUUAUAGUGAAUCCCAAGGGGGAGAUGAAAGGUUCUGCUAUCACGGGUCCUGUUGGAAAGGAAUGCGCCGAUCUUUGGCCGCGUAUAGCUUCUUCUUCUGGAACUGUGGAAACCUCAACCUCGCACUUGUUAUCUGAGGCCGCUCCUUUUGCGAUUUCAGAAUCUUUGGAGCCUGAUGUUGAGGCUGGUCGCGAUUUGAACGUUAGGGGAAACAUCGGAAGUAAUACCGCGCCAGCAUCGACAGCCCAAUCAAACAACAAUCAGAAUCAAAGCAUCUGGGAUCAAUCUAGGCAAGGCACUCUUCUCACGCUUAACCCAAAAUGGCUUUUAAUUGUGGGCGUCGCCAUAACUUUAAACAUGGCUAAUGUGAUUGGUUACACCCAAUGUGAUAAAGAUGCUAAGAAGAAGUGGGCUACUGGAUUUGCAGCGAGAGCUGCCACCGCAAAUCCAGGAAUUGCUGGAAGAUUAUUCUCAGCUGGUUUUGGAAAGAUAUUUGGAUAA